This is a messenger RNA of Mytilus trossulus (common blue mussel), 1398 nucleotides long. RefSeq lists its product as uncharacterized. Lineage: Eukaryota; Metazoa; Mollusca; Bivalvia; Mytilida; Mytilidae. Bases 55 to 1398 code for a protein of 447 amino acids. The record is from RefSeq and is a predicted model, not a curated record. The transcript is spliced from 6 exons.
GAUUAUUCAACCAUGCAUUUUAAUUCUAUUUAAACUGCUCGUAUACAGAUUGAAAUGUCUAAUUUCUUCCGGGUUGUACAAAACAAGCCUUGUUUGAACUUCCUAACAGGACAAAAAAUGGAGGACUCAAAUGAUGUUCAGUUUGAAACAUUAUCAGAUGAAUACAGUGCCAGAAGUUUCUAUGAGCAUUACAAAGACAAUCUACCUCAAAUGGUCAUGGUGACACAAGGAUACAUGGGAGAGGGCAUCUUUGAGACUUUUGACAGGGGACAGGUUUUUAGAAUACAAACAUAUACCAAACAGAAAAGAGUGAUUGCACUGGUUGUUUCUGGUGAAAAAGGGAUGUACGGGUUACAGGGAAGACAAAUUAGUAUUCCCGCUGAUUAUGACGUCAAGUUUCACGUUUUGAAACUAGGAAAAUUCAAAGUCGGCAAACCAGCAAGUUUAAAAGAAAUAUUGGAGCGCAAAGAACUCCCGUUGGAAGUCCAAUUUGCUGGAGACGAGACAGUUUUAAUUGGUUCGACAGCAAGAGCGGCAUCUUUUACCUUGACUCUUGUUAAUACAUAUGAGGAUUUCUAUCUGCUUGGGAAUUCUAUUUGCGAUGGUAAACUUUAUGACAGCGUCACAGCUGUUCCUGCAUAUCUACCUGACCUUAGGUUUUCUAUUGUGAAAUCUAUAAAAGGAUACAGCGAUGACCAAUAUAAGACCUUCAUGUCUGUCACUGACAAGUUUGUAAAGGAUCAAAUUACCUUUGACCAAUCAUUUGGUAACACAGAAAUUGCGCUGUAUUCAAAUGAAAGAAGUCAGGAAGUUGAAAGCUCUGUUGUAGAAAGUUAUGCAUAUAUCUCACCAUGUGAAUACUAUAACAUCGGUGACCUUCUAAGACAUGACAAACCAAAGCCUGCCACCAAAAAGGGAAAGAAAGGAAAUGAAAAAGUUUACGAUGUCUUACGGGUUUCAAAGUACGACAACCAAACUUACGCUUCAAUGGAUGCUGAGCAAACAGACACAGGUGAUCUGUCGACGAGUGGAAAGAAAACUGAGGAGUCGACUCAAACAAACCAAAUACCAAAUACGGAUGAAAAGGGAAUAGCAGAUAAAGCUAACACCCAAUCUGAGACUGUAAAGAAAGACCCACCACCAAUACCCCCCAAACCACCCCAGUCAAUAACGGAUAAACCGUCCAUUAUAACUGCAAAUACAGACACCGUUUUGCCUCCCGCAAUCGAUAACAAAACAUAUAUGUCGACUCCAAAAACAGACGAAAAGGUAGACAGCAAAGAUGAAAACAUUAUAUCUGGCGAUACGGGAACGCUGCCGCCUUCUACAGUCGAAACAAAGGAACCUGUUCCCUUAACGAAAGAACAGCCUAAAGGAAGAGGACAAGAGGUAACUUAA